CACUCUGCGCACAAGAGAGGACUUGGUGGGGAUUACCUAGCAUAAAAACGUUUAAACACUGAUUUAUGUUAUCUACAAAACAUGAGCUUAACCUAUACGUGUUCGAAUAAGAAUCGGCUUGGUGCUUAGUUUACACUUUUAAAUUAGUUACGAUGAAGUUCGUAAAGUAUACAGGAAUAACAUGGUCUGAUGUAGAGCUUGCGGGUCUCCUCGAAGAUGAAGAUUCUUAUGUUUCUCUUGAAAAAUAUAAAAAGCAUCUUGGUUUGCAUCCGUUUCACUUAACGAAUUUAAGUAAAGCCUUGAAUGAAAUUUUAUGUGCAAAGUUGAAUUCUUAUGACACAGAUUUAAAGGGUUUUAUAGUAGCUUACAAGAACCCUAAAUUAUUAACACCUUUGGGAGAAAUAAUUUAUGAUUCGUGUUUCAUUCAUAUUGACAUAGAAGCAGAUUUUUAUGUGUUCAGACCACAAGUAGGAAUUUCUUUGAAAGGCAUUGUUAAAAAAAUAGUACCAGAGCACAUCGGAGUUGUGGUACAUAAAGCUUUUACUGUAAUUGUUUUAAGACCGAGUGAUGAUGAGGAUUGGGUGGGAAAUCAUGUUCAGUUUGGACAAGAAGUACGAAUUACAUUAACUGUUCUUAAUCUUGCUAGUAAAGUCCUAUCAUAUAUUGGUGGUGUCUUUGAUCCAGAUGAUUAUUUACGAGGAUGUAGAUUGCCAGAAAUAUCUGUUAAUACAAAUAAUAUAUCCUUCGAUGAUGAUAUUGAAGAUGACACAGAUAAAAGACCAAAGAAAGGUUCUAAACAGGCGAAGCACAUGUUUUUUGAAAAUGAUUCUGAAGACGCUUCUGAAGAAGAUAUGUCACCAACAAAGAAAAAGAGGGAUAAGUUGAAAAAAUUAAACAAAAGUCUUGAACAGGAAGAAGUAAAGUAUGCUGAAAAGGAAAAGAAAGAUAAAAGACGCUCUAAGAAGGGAAAAGAAGUGAAAGAAUCAGAUUCACUAGAAUAUACAAACAAUAUAGGUAUGAAUGGCAAUUUUACGGACGAUGAGGAAUUGGAAGAAUUUAUAUCUCCAAAAAGCAAACCGAAAAAGAAGUUGAAACGGCAUAGUUCUCAAAGUUCUAUAAAUGAAGAUGUUAACGAAGAAUGUGAAAAAUAUUUAUCAAAGCAAUUAUCUAAAAGGUUAUCGGAUAGAGAAUCAGAUGACAAACUUAAUAAAAUUAAGUUGAAACAAAGAAAAACAAGCAAUAGUUUAGAUUCGAAUGUAGAAGAAAGUACACUUGAAAAUAAAGUAAAAUUGAAGAAGAGUCCAAAAAAGAGAAAGGACGUAAAUAGCAGUGAUCAUUCUACAGACGAGUUUAGUUCAUAUAAAUAUAUACCACAUUCAAGUAAAAGAAAUUCGAAGUCUUUAGAUGAGAGCGAAGAAACAUCUGUAGACAUUAAAAUGGAAAAGCUUAAUGAUACUAAUCAAGGAAAGAGUAAAAUAAAAGCAUCUCCUAAGAAGAAGCAAAACGUGAACUUGGAAAGUUCUGAGAGUGAAAUGAAUUCUAAAAAUACUUCGUUAAAAGGAAAGGGGAGAAACAGUAAUAUACGAAACACAAAGAUUAAGACAGAAACAGCUACUAGUAGUUCUGAGAAUAUGCCAGAUGAAGAUUAUGUGCAAACCACUAGGAAACAAAGCAUAGACUUGGAGACUUCUGCGAGUAAAAUGAAUUCUAAAAAUACUCCGUUAAAAGGAAAGGGGAGAAACAGUAAUAUACGAAACACAAAGAUUAAGACAGAAACAGCUACUAGUAGUUCUGAGAAUAUGCCAGAUGAAGAUUAUGUGCAAACCACUAGGAAACAAAGCAUAGACUUGGAGACUUCUGCGAGUAAAAUGAAUUCUAAAAAUACUCCGUUAAAAGGAAAGGGGAGAAACAGUAAUAUACGAAACACAAAGAUUAAGACAGAAACAGCUACUAGUAGUUCUGAGAAUAUGCCAGAUGAAGAUUAUGUGCAAACCACUAGGAAACAAAGCAUAGACUUGGAGACUUCUGCGAGUAAAAUGAAUUCUAAAAAUACUCCGUUAAAAGGAAAGGGGAGAAACAGUAAUAUACGAAACACAAAGAUUAAGACAGAAACAGCUACUAGUAGUUCUGAGAAUAUGCAAGAUGAAGAUUAUGUGCAAACCACUAGGAAACAAAGCAUAGACUUGGAGACUUCUGCGAGUAAAAUGAAUUCUAAAAAUACUCCGUUAAAAGGAAAGGGGAAAAACAGUAAAAUACAGAAUACAAAGAUUAAGACAGAAACAGUAACUAAUAGUCCUAAGAAUGUGCAAGAUGAAGAUUAUAUACAAACCAUUAGGAGGCAAAGCACAGACUUGGACACUUCUGCAAGUGAAGUGAAUUCUAAAAAUACUUCGUUAAAAGGAAAAAGGAAAAACAGUAACAUACGGAACACGAAGAUUAAGACAGAAACAGCAAUUAGUAGUUCUGAGAAUAUGCAAGAUGAUGAUUAUGCACCCAGUAGGAAGCAAAGCAUGGACUUGGAGACUUCUGCAAGUGAAGUGAAUUCUAAAAAUUCUUCGUUAAAAGGAAAAAGGAAAAAUAGUAACAUACGAAACACAAAGAUUAAGGCAGAAACAAUAAGUAGUUCUGAGAAUAUGCAAAAUGAAGAUUAUACACAAAACAUGGACUUGGAGACUUCUGUGAAUAAAAUGAAUUCCAAAAAUACUUCAUUAAGAGGAAAGAGAAAAAGCACUAAAGCACAGAACACUAAGCUUAAAACAGAAGCAGCGAUUAAUAGUUCUAAGAAUAUGCAAGAUGAAGAUUAUAUAAAAACUAUUAGGAAUAAAAACGUGGACUUGGACAGUUCCGAAAGUGAAGUGAAUAAACAAUCUAAAAAUGUUUCAUUAAAAGGAAAAAGAAAAAACAGUAAAAUACAAAACACAAAGAUAAAGACAGAAACAGCUAGUGGUUCUGAAAAUACGCAAGACGAAGAUUAUAUAAAAACCACUAAAGUACCAAGGAUGGAUUCUGAUUUAGACAUAUUUACGCACAGUUUUAAUUGUGAUUUAGUUGAAGAUGAUGAAAGUAACACAAGACAAAAGGAGAAAAGGCAUUCAAAGAAUAAAAUUAAAGUAGAACCCGAAUUUGAAAAAAUCGUAACUAAAGUAGAAAGGUCAUAUAAUGAAGAUGAAGACAUUUAUGACGAAGAUCUAUGGAACUCGCCAAAAAUUAAUUCACCUAAGAAGAAAUAUGAAGCUCAUUUAGGUAACAAUAUUGAAAGCGAAACAGAUGCAAAAAGUAAUGCAAAAUACUUUAACAAAAUGAAAACACCGGACAAAGGUACAAAAAGUCAUAACAUAAAAGUAGAAAUAGAUAGUUCUGUAAUAAAUAGUGAAUCAGAUAAUAACGAUCAAGGUAUAUAUACUCAGAACAAUAAAGCAAAGUUGAAACAGGAAAGAGUUUCAUCAGAUAGUGAUCUAGAUUUCAGCAUUAUUAAAAUUAAAACCGAGAAGUUUCUAGACGAUUAUUAAGGUAUAAAAACAUUUUGUAAUUCUGUUUAUUUUUUUUUCAUUCGAGGAAAAGUAUAAAUAGAUAUGCAUGGCAUAUCAUUGUAUCGCACAUUAGACAUGACCAAGUGGUGGCUUGUGAGUCACAUGUGACUACUGUCCUUAUUUUGUCAUUUCAUUUUCACUCCAAAUUUUUCAAGUUUUUAAAUUUUCAGAUCUUCGAGUUCUAAGAUAACUAUCAAAUUUCAGAUUUUUUAAU
Megachile rotundata (alfalfa leafcutting bee) is the source of this 3744-nucleotide messenger RNA. It is a transcript of the gene Polr1F, whose product is annotated as RNA polymerase I subunit F. Gene Ontology annotation, cellular component: RNA polymerase I complex. Gene Ontology annotation, biological process: DNA-templated transcription initiation; transcription elongation by RNA polymerase I. The record is from RefSeq and is a predicted model, not a curated record. Lineage: Eukaryota; Metazoa; Arthropoda; Insecta; Hymenoptera; Megachilidae.